Messenger RNA from Helobdella robusta, 582 nucleotides. RefSeq lists its product as hypothetical. The transcript is spliced from 2 exons. The record is from RefSeq and is a predicted model, not a curated record. Bases 1 to 582 code for a protein of 193 amino acids. Lineage: Eukaryota; Metazoa; Annelida; Clitellata; Rhynchobdellida; Glossiphoniidae.
AUGAACUUGAAGCAGAAGCAGCCGCCUCCCCUGCCGAUGCAACCACCACCACAAAUGCUGCCGACCACUGCAAGGUCUCCCUCCGAUACGAACGACAAUGAAAUUAACGACAACAACGCAGCCAAUACUUCCAACGAUGAGUUUUCGACAUGUUUCAAAAGCACAUUUGCCUAUGCUGGCCAUUCCAGUAGAAGAUUAUUCAAACUUUCCAGAGGAUUCAAUCUGCCAAAAAGAAAUUUGUUACCUCGUAUGAAGAAUAGCCCGAGAGGUGUCAGAUACAAAGGAAGCAACCUGAGAAAGGAUUCCAGUCCAACCAUAUCUCUUGGAAAUAUGAAGGAGACCGGAGCCAUAAUAACAAACGAGAUAACGGGCAGUCGAGAGCAAAACGUGAAAGAUAUCAAAAAACCCGGAAAAGGUAAAAAUUUGGCAAGGAUUGGCUGGAAGAAUACAAAAUGUUGCAUCCGAAAAUGUGGCAGAUGCAAAUCGGUGUGCUUUAAAAUAUUCCUCAUAAUUGUCAAUUUCGUCUUCAUGCUAUAUAUUAACGUAUAUAAAUCGUUAGAUGGUGGUGUCGGGGUGAAGUAA